Molecule: messenger RNA, 1203 nt
Organism: Clonostachys rhizophaga
Lineage: Eukaryota; Fungi; Ascomycota; Sordariomycetes; Hypocreales; Bionectriaceae
Source: the annotation of a GenBank genome assembly
AUGGCAACACCGUUGCGUAGACCUGGUGAUGUCAAGGGGUUCUUGCUUCGUCAUUUAAGAUGGUGGGCUCGCAACUCCUCGGACAUUUUCCACUCAGAUGGUACCUUGAACUUGGGUUGGCUUUACCCCAACAUGUAUCUGACAGAAGACUACAACUCGCCGCAAUCUGUAUACUGGGCAUUAAAGUCUUUUGUGGCCAUCAUGCUACCAUCUGAUGAGCCAUUUUGGGCCGACGACGAGCAGCCAUACCCUCAGCUUGAUCCGACUCAAAUCGUGGCUUUGCUCCAUGCCCCGCGGCAGGUACUUUGCAAUCCUCCUAAAGGACAUCAUUUCCUCCUCUCCUCGGCUCAAUUCACCUCACUGUACUGGAAAGGUGCCGCUGCAAAGUACAGCAAAUUCGCCUACUCUUCUGCCUUUGGAUUCUCUGUUCCAACUGGACAGGCAACACUCCAACAACUGGCACCCGACAACAUGCUUGCUCUGAGUAGGGACGGUACACAAACCUGGGCUGUAAAGUGGAAAUGUCGCGAGCCUACAUUCGGAGUGCGCAGAGUCCACUCGAGUGUGAGCCAUAUGGCUGAGGAACUCCCAACGAUGCAGGUUGUCUGGUAUCCUUGGGACGAUCGCAGCGUCUCAGUCACCACGACGCUGAUACCACCUUCGAGAAGAUGGCCCGACUGGCAUAUUCGCGUGCAUCGUAUCCGGGUCGAAAGGGACGGUCUUGGGACUCUUUUUACCGCCGAGGGUGGAUUUGCGAUCAAUGGCGAGCUGAAGAGUUCCGGAAGAUGGCUGCAGACAAUCGACGCCAAUCCUUUAGAUCAUAUUGGCUACAAACAUGAUUUGCAGGGGCACAGAUCGGAUAUUGACUCUGCUGUCGUCUUCUCCGAUGCGAGAGUUUCAGGCAUCACGGGUUUGGUCUUAGAGAGCCCAAGUACUGCCAAUGUCAGACAGACAGCAUCGGUGUUGAAGCCCGAGGCGAACACCAACAUCAUGUCGCCUCGGUCACUUCUUCCAUUAGUGGAACAUGAAGUGACCAGUCUGAAACGGAGUGACGAACUUGUCUUGUGUACGCGAGUCUUUGCCGCUGUUGAUGCCGCAGUUCAGCCGCGCAAACCUAAUUGGCAUCGGUGGAAAUCCUGGCAAGAUCGCCCAAGCAUCGGGACAAGCCUGGGGGACUCAGGGGCCUUUCUUGAAUUGCCGUGA